AUGUUAUUUUGGGGUCGGUGCCUGGAAAGGGGGAGCGAGGAGGACGUUGGGGAAGGGCCAAACGAGGAGGACCUUGGCCCUCCCGAGCCCUGGGGCCGGUCUGUUCCUGCCCCACGGCUUUCCAACCGCUGGGAAUGUUCUCUGCUGAAGCUGCAGGCUCUGGGAAAAGGUCCAGCCGCCAGCAAGAGCAAGGAUGACCUGGUGGUGGCCGAGGUGGAGAUCAACGACGUGCCCCUCACCUGCAGGAACCUGCUGACCCGGGGCCAGACCCAGGACGAGAUCAGUCGCCUGAGCGGAGCCGCCGUGUCCACCCGGGGCAGGUUCAUGACUGCAGAGGAGAAAGCAAAAGUGGGACCUGGGGAUCGUCCCUUGUAUCUCCACGUGCAGGGGCAGACGCGGGAGCUGGUGGACAGAGCCGUGAACAGGAUCAAGGAGAUCAUCACCAACGGGGUGGUGAAAGCAGCCACGGGCUCCAGCCCCACCUUCAACGGGGCCACGGUCACCGUGUACCACCAGCCAGCCCCCAUCACCCCCCUGAGCCCGGCCGUGGGGCAGAAACCGCCCUUCCAGUCCGGGGUCAGUGCUGUGGGGUGGGAGUCAGGGAAUGGCACUGGGGACAGGAGCCCGCUGAGUGCUCCUUUCCUCCCUGCUGCCCCAGUAAAAACCAGCCUGCCAACUGGUGCUCAGCCCCAGGUGCAAACCCACCCCCAGGGCCAAAAGAGACGCUUCACCGAGGAGCUGCCCGACGAGAGGGAGUCGGGACUGCUGGGAUACCAGCAUGGACCCAUUCAUAUGACUAAUUUAGGUACAGGCUUCUCCAGUGCGAGCGAACUCGAGGGAGCCGGGGCCAAGGCAGCAAGUUCCUCAGGAAAGGAGAGAGAGAGGGACAGUGUAGAUCCUCAAGCCAAGAAGCUGAAGGCUGGCGAGAAGGGCUUUGGGCUGGUGGCCUACGCCGGGGACUCGUCGGACGAGGAGGAGGAACACGGCGCCCACAAAACCGCAAGUACCUUUUCCCAGGGCUGGAGUUUGGGGUACCAGUACCCCUCCUCCCAACAGAGAGCCAAACAACAGAUGCCCUUCUGGAUGGCUCCCUAAACCUGCACAACAAUUUUGGGGUUUUUUUGGGGUUUUUUUUGGCAUCCUCUGGUGGUUUUUUUUUCCCCCUCCUAGCAAUAAUUGCAUGGAUAUCCCAGAACGAACUGGGCAAAAAAACAAAACAACAAAAAGACACCUGGUUUUUACGUUUGCAGAAGCCAAUUUUCUUCUUCUUCUUCUUCUUCUUCCCCUCCCAACCUCGGAAGGGCUCCGUUGUUUUUAAAAAGAUCCUUAUUUUGGCAGCGUUUGUCAAUUUAAAAGAGAAGAUUUGGAGCGGUGCCCUCCCUUAUUGACACAAGGGAGAAGCAAAGAGGAGCCAGGGUUGGGCCAACAGGCCCCAAUUUUUCCAAGGUUUUUCCAAGAGAACUCCAAGGGAAGAGCCAGUGGUGCCACUGCCUUCACUCCACCCCCAGUGUUGGCAUUUUACUCCUCCUGCCCCAGCUGCAAGUUUGGACUUUUCCCCAGAGGGGAGGAACAUCCAGGAGUUGUGGAAAAACUGAAAACUUUGAGUUUUACUCAGAAGUCUCCCAUAACUCGGCACUGCUGGUUGUUUUUCCUUGGAAAAGUGGUUUCCUGACUCGCUCUGGGGAACACUCAGGUGUUUGGAGGGGUCCGUGUUGCCCCAGCUGGACUUGGCACUGCAGCUCCGGGACUGAAUCUCCUGCAGCCACCCUGGAACUCCCCCCAGAAUUCCAGCAGAAUUCCAGCAGAAUUCCAGAGGGUUCCAGCGAGGGGUUUCCCACAGGCAGCACUUGGGGGGCAGCACUUGGGUGCAGCAGCUCCUGGGAGCUGGGAAUGAGCUGUUGGAUUGGGCACGGACACAAAACUGCCCCGGGGUGUUCUCUGCGGGGGGGGGGCAAACACAGCUCGGGGGGACACUGGGACUGCUCCCAGUGACACUGGGACUGCUCGGGGGGACACUGGGACUGCUCUGGGGGACACUGGGACUGCUCCGGGGCUCCCAGUGACGCUCCCAGUGACACUGGGAC
Messenger RNA from Manacus vitellinus (golden-collared manakin), 2084 nucleotides. It is a transcript of the gene KHDC4, whose product is annotated as KH domain containing 4, pre-mRNA splicing factor. Gene Ontology annotation, molecular function: RNA binding. Lineage: Eukaryota; Metazoa; Chordata; Aves; Passeriformes; Pipridae. The record is from RefSeq and is a predicted model, not a curated record. Gene Ontology annotation, cellular component: nucleus. Bases 1 to 1095 code for a protein of 364 amino acids. The transcript has 8 exons.